Xylaria bambusicola is the source of this 1614-nucleotide messenger RNA. RefSeq names its product ubiquitin carboxyl-terminal hydrolase. Gene Ontology annotation, cellular component: cytoplasm. Bases 1 to 1614 code for a protein of 537 amino acids. Lineage: Eukaryota; Fungi; Ascomycota; Sordariomycetes; Xylariales; Xylariaceae. Gene Ontology annotation, molecular function: cysteine-type deubiquitinase activity. The record is from RefSeq and is a predicted model, not a curated record. Gene Ontology annotation, biological process: ubiquitin-dependent protein catabolic process; protein deubiquitination. The transcript has 5 exons.
AUGGGGCGGGACGGCACAGAGGCGGCAAUUGUUCAACAUGUCGAUGUCCCUAUGACUAACAGCAUUCGUCGAUCCUCUAGGUCUAAAAAGGCCCCUCAGAAGUAUGAUGAGGAGCGCCUACUCCCUUCGAGGAAACUCAGCCAGACUAAUGGUACAGCCAAUGGUACAGCCAAUGGUACAGCCAAUGGUACAGCCAAUGGUACAGCCAAUGGUACAGCCAAUGGUACAGCCAAUGGUACAGCCCAUGGUGCAGCCAUACCCGAGAGGCCCAAGCGAAGAGCAGCACAGGCUGUUAGAGACCAGAUUGCGCCUGAGGAUGUCUCCUCACUUCACGAGGAGAUAUUUGCAAGAAUGGAUAUUGAUGAGCGUAAAGAGUAUCAUGGCUGGGUUGAACUGGAGUCCGAACCAGUAAGUUCCCCAGUCUUCUCAACUCUUGGCAACCCAUCUGUUCUGUUCAUCACCAUUAAUCGGUGCUACAAGGCAUUUUUCAACGCGAUGCUCCAAUUUCUUGGCGCAAAGACACUUCAUGUUGAGGAGGUUUUCGCGCUUGACCAGGUGACACUGGCAGAUCUCCCGCAACCUGUUUACGGCCUUAUCUUCCUAGAAGAAUGGACCAGUGAAGAUGAGGCGAGCGAAGCUCGCCAAGACAGCCCUGAGAACUUGUGGUUUGGUAAUCAGACAACUACGAACGCUUGUGCUACUGUCGCGCUGAUGAACAUCAUCAUGAACGUGCACGCCGUCGAAAUCGGCGCAGAGCUAGAAAAGUUUAGAAAUGAGACAAAGCUACUUCGUCCACCUCAUCGCGGUCAUGCUCUGGACACGAAUGAUUUCAUCCGUGCAAUCCACAAUUCCGUUGCGCGCCGAAGCGACCUACUCAAUGAAGACUUGUUACUUGAGAACAAGUUCACGGACGCUAGCAAAAGGAAGAAAGCGCCUCCAAAGAAGAAGAGAAAGAGAUCCUUUAAAUCUAACUCCGACUCUGACAGCUAUCAUUACAUUGCGUUCGUCCCCGUGGACGGCCAGGUGUGGGAGCUCGAUGGUCUAGAAACCAUGCCGCUUUGCCUCGGAAAUUACAAGAAUCGUGACUGGCUUGCGAUUGCAAGCGACGCCAUAGUUAAGCACAUGGAGCGCCAAAACACAGAGUUUCUCACAUACAACUUGCUUGCUAUCUGCCAGUCCCCCUUGCUAACUCUAUCCGGACAACUUGCGACUACCCUUGUUCAGGCCAAGGCCCUGGACGAUAUGAUCACCGGUAGUGCGUCGUGGGAUGGCCCAUCGCCAUGGGCCGACUUCCCCGAUACUCGGCUCGUACGUUUCGAUCUGACACAAGAUAAGAUCCUCAAGCAGUUCACGUUGCAUCCUUCCUUCGAUGCCCGCGUUAACGACCCAGGCUUCAAUAUGACCGAUGCCAAGAUGUUGGCCAACGAGCUUCGUGAUGAGCAAGAAGAGCUGGAGAAGAUGUAUAUCAUCGAGGAAGCCACUAUCGCCGAAGCCGUCGAGAAGUUUCGCGCGCGGGGCCAGGAUUACACGCCUGCCAUACACCAUUGGGUACGGAUUCUAGCCGAGAAGGGGGUCUUGCGCCAGCUGAUUCAGAAGACGGACAAUAUCAGCUGA